AUGAGGUUUUGCAAAAAUGUCUGUGCUAAGCAAUGUGUUAUCCAGCUUCGUCUUGCAGCAUUUGGGUUGAUGUUGGCUGACAUCAUUGGCUUACUGUGGUUGAUUGGUCCAAAUACAUUAUUAGGGCCAAGAGAGCUUGCAGGUGCUGUGGAUCUUAUUAAUCACUUCAAGUUGUUGCCUCAUCACGAGUUCUUCUGCAAGAAGCCUCUUCCACUGUCAAUUUCAGAUACACGCUACCUUCACAAUGUUGUAGGAGACAGAGAGAUUAGGAAAGGGGAAGGGAUGCAGUUGGAUCAGCUUAUAUGUGAUACGUCGUCUUUAAAGGAGACAAAUUCACGCAUCCAACCAUUUGAGUUAGAUGCUCUUAACGAAGCUUUUCAACUACGUGAAGCAGCUCCAAUUGUUCUGCCUCCGUCCGAAAAAGGGAUCCCCACUGUAGCUGGAAAGUCUAAAAGUGAGUCGAAAGACAAGGAGAAGAAGCAUAAGAAGCACAAGGAUAAAGACAAGGAGAAGGACAAAGAGCAUAAGAAACACAAACACCGUCAUAAAGAUCGAAGUAAAGAUAAGGAUAAAGAGAAAAAGAAAGAUAAAACUGGCCAUCAUGAUUCUGGUGCUGACCAUUCAACGAAACAUCAUGAAAAGAGAAAGAAGCAUGAUGGCAAGGAGGAUCUUAAUGAUGUUAACAAACACAAGAGAAACAAGUUAAGAAUUUGGAUGGAUCCUUUUCUUAUUGUAAAAUAUCCAAGAAUAGCUUCUGGACCAACUAAAGAAUGCCAAGAGGGUGAAUGCACCUGUUGAAAGUAGAUUUUAGUG
This is a messenger RNA of Solanum stenotomum, 813 nucleotides long. Its product is annotated as mediator of RNA polymerase II transcription subunit 19a-like. Gene Ontology annotation, molecular function: transcription factor binding; transcription coregulator activity. The record is from RefSeq and is a predicted model, not a curated record. Gene Ontology annotation, cellular component: mediator complex. The coding region runs from base 1 to 798 and encodes 265 amino acids. Lineage: Eukaryota; Viridiplantae; Streptophyta; Magnoliopsida; Solanales; Solanaceae. The transcript has 6 exons. Gene Ontology annotation, biological process: positive regulation of transcription by RNA polymerase II.